AUGGGUCAAGGCUACUCCAUCACAACCCUGUCCGCGGGGUCGGCAGGGAUAGAUGUUCCCGAACUUUCGGACCUGGUGUAUGAGAGGUCCAUGGGCGGUGGCCGGUUUAUGAAGAGCAUCCGCGCCAGGCAGCAGAAUGGCCUUGUAUUCGUCAAGGUGAUCAUGAAGCCAUAUCCGACAAUGGAGUUGGAGAGUUAUGUGAAAGCUAUCGCUCGGGAACGCAAGCUCUUGACUGAUGUGCCAAAUGCGUUGAGCUAUGAGCGAAUACUGGAAACCGGUAAUGGUGGUUAUCUGGUUCGCCAAUAUGUCCACAGCUCUCUAUAUGAUCGUAUGAGUACACGGCCAUUCCUCGAAGACAUCGAGAAGAAAUGGAUCGCAUUUCAACUGUUGUGCGCUUUGCGUGAUUGUCAUUCUUUGGAUGUCUUCCACGGUGAUAUUAAAACCGAGAACAUCUUGGUCACUUCAUGGAAUUGGCUCUACCUUUCUGAUUUUUCUUCCUCGUUCAAGCCAACUUUCCUCCCCGAAGAUAACCCUGCCGACUUUUCUUUUUUCUUUGAUAUAUCAGGCCGACGAACAUGCUAUCUGGCCCCUGAAAGGUUUCUUGAGGCUGGAGAAGAGGAAGGUAGCCGCAAUGUUAACUGGGCAAUGGACAUUUUCAGUGCCGGCUGCGUCAUUGCAGAGCUCUUUCUUGAGUCGCCCAUCUUCACUCUCAGCCAAAUGUACAAAUACCGCAAGGGUGAAUACAGCCCAGAGUUGAGUCAGUUGAUGAAAAUUGAGGACCCGGACAUCCGAGAACUCAUUCUACAUAUGAUUCAACUGGAUCCAGAGUCUCGAUAUUCUGCCGAUGAAUAUCUAAACUUCUGGAAAAAUAAAGCUUUUCCCGAAUACUUUUACAGCUUCCUUCACCAAUACAUGUCUCUCAUGACCGACCCAUCAUCAGGAAGGAACAAGGUGGAUGCCGAAUCGACCAAUCGGGGGGAAACUGAUGACCGGAUAGAAAGGGUUUGUCUUGACUUUGACAAAAUAUCCUACUUUCUUGGUCCUGCGGCCCGGACUCCCCAGGAUGUUUCCAAUAAGAGCGUCUAUCGGUUGACGGGAAAUGUACUUCCCGUCAAGCUCGAUCUCCCAGAUGGUGAAACCACGACGUCCAACCCGCAAACGAAAUCGCAAUCAGAUGAAGGUGUUUUGAUAUUUUUGACUCUUGUUGUUUCCAAUCUACGGACAACGGCCAAGGCCUCUGCUCGGAUCAAGGCUUGCGAUAUACUUCUAGCCUUUGCAGAAAGGUUAUCGGAUGAGGCCAAACUCGACCGUGUUCUUCCCUACAUCAUGCUUCUUCUCACUGAUAAGACCGAUUCUGUGAAGGUGGCAGCGAUUCGAACGCUGGCACAGCUUCUCGAAAUGGUCCACGAAGUCUCUCCCGUGAAUGCUUACCUGUUUUCCGAGUAUAUUUUCCCAAGGUUGCAACCUCUUGUUGUAACUUCCAAGCACAACCCUAGUCCGGUGGUUCGCUCCGCGUAUGCCUCUUGCAUCGCGUCCCUGGCGCAUUCUUCGUUGAAACUCUUGGACAUCAUCCAAGCAUUGCGCUCGGAUACUCGUCUUACCGCACUCAUUCCCGUUGGUUUCGAACCUCGUUGGACCGAAGAUGCGACAUUCCAUAACCUCUACGAUGUGGCUCGCAAUGAUCUUCUAGAAUACUUUGAGUUUCAUACCAAGGCUCUCCUGACGGACGCAGAUCCAUCGGUUCGCCGGGCAUUCCUAGGGUCCGUGUCCAGUCUCUGCGUGUUUUUCGGAAACUUGAAAUCGAAUGAGGUUAUCCUGAGCCAUCUCAAUACUUACUUGAACGAUCGGGACUGGAUUUUGAAAUGCGCUUUCUUUGAGGCGGUUGUUGGUGUCGCCGCGUACGUGGGGACUAUCAGCUUAGAGCAAUAUAUUUUACCUCUUAUGGUACAGUCCAUGACUGAGCCAGAAGAAUUUGUCGUGGAAAAGGUACUCCGGUCGCUUGCAGCCAUGGCUGAAUUGGGAUUGUUCCAAAAAACGACGACAUGGGAGCUUCUCCACGUUACUGUCGGUUUCCUAGUCCAUCCUAAUGUCUGGAUCCGUGAGGCUGCUGUGCAACUGAUUGUCAAGUCUGCCAAAUAUUUCACUAUCGCGGACAUUCAUUCCAUUUUGACGCCUCUCGUCCGCCCUUUCCUCAAGGUGAAGGUCAUCGAAUUUUCCGAGGCAGAGUUUCUUGGUGCUCUCAAGCGUCCGAUCUCAAGAAAUAUCUACGAGGUUGCUUUUCAUUGGGCUUCCAAGACUGAUAGAGGAGUUUUCUGGAAGUCAGCCAACCCAUUUGGUCUGUCGGAUGGGCAUAGCCCUCGCAUAGGACAAAGUUCUACAUUUAGCUUGAGCUCACAAAAUAAGAACGACGAAGAUGAGCAAUGGCUGUCUCGACUGCGAAACCUUGGGAUGGGCUCGGAAGAUGAGCUUAAGCUCAUUGCACUAAAGGAUUAUAUUUGGAGAGUAUCCCUGCGACAAAGCAGAGAAGCCGAGGCUGAUCCUCCCUCAUUGGGUGAAAUUAUCAGUUUGUCACAAAAUGAGGUCGCCCCUCAAACGGUAUUUUUUGACAAGCAUCUCAAUGAAAAGCCGAGAAAUGUCUCCGUAGACAGAAGUGAGACCCCUACUCCAGAGGACACGAAACCGCGAACCAUCGCCGACGCUUUACUUGACGCUUCAACGACAAUUGAGCAGUCCCCUAGCGCUCACCGCAGACACAUUCGGGCCAGGAGCAAUCUUCAUAGGGAGGUACAGCGCCCGCAUCCUAGACGCUCAGAUCAAGCCGGUACAGAGUCGUCAGCGUCAUCGCCCAUCGCAUCCUCUCCUGCCGCAGGUCCCGGGUCUCGUCCACUGUCUCCGCCAAGCUCAGACCUUGAUCGAAAUGGCGUCGAUCGCCGCCUCAGUUCUGGCCAGGAUAGCACCUCGACAACUCCUACUCAUACAGACACCCUUUCAUUGCGGGGCGUCGGGGACCGAGUUCAGAGAAAGUCCAGUGCCAUCAAUCUUCUUGGUCGCCAUGAGACCUCCAAGGCGUAUGCCGAAACCAGCACAAGCUCAGCAAACGCAUUUGGAAAAGUCGAUGCUCCAAUUCAGAGAGCAGGUAUCCCGCAACAACAAUCGGCCCUCACACAAGCUUACGAGCAAAAAAGAACACAAACCCCGUCACGGCAAUAUCAUACCAGCCAUUCUUAUACGGGAGACGACCCGGUCGUUUUGCAACUACUGGAUAAUGUUUUUGCCGAGAACUAUCCAACUGAUUUGUUCGAUCUGGGCCCGUAUGUUAAGGAGUUGGACUCUCGACUACCAAUUCGCAAGCCCGGUACGCAAGAUCCCGGAAGCAUUUGGAGACCUGAGGGAAACCUUGUAGCAACCUUUGGUGAACAUAGUGGACCGGUCAACCGCAUUGCCAUUCCCCCUGAUCACUCGUUUUUUGUCACUGCGUCCGAUGACAGCACAGUCAAAAUCUGGGACACCACUCGGCUGGAGAGGAACCUGACUCCAAGAUCGCGUCAAACAUAUCGUCACGCUCCGGGAUCCCGCGUUAAAGCGCUGACGUUUGUUGAGAAUACUUACACAUUUAUCAGUGCUGCAACCGAUGGUAGCAUUCACGCUGUCAAGGUGGACUACCAAAAGGUCCAUGAAUCUGCUCGAUAUGGAAAACUCCAGCUAGUUCGCGAAUACCAACUUCCCAUGGCCGACAACGGGACACCUGAAUAUGCGGUGUGGAUAGAACAUUUCCGGGAUGAGGGAAAAUCAACUUUGCUUGUCGCCACGAACACUUGUCGGGUCUUGGCAAUCGACAUGAAAACCAUGCUACCAAUCUUUACUUUGGAAAACCCCGUCCAUCACGGAACACCUACAACUUUUUGUUGCGACAGGCGGCACACCUGGCUCCUGGUGGGCACAACUCAUGGGAUUCUAGACCUGUGGGACCUUCGAUUCCGCGUACGCCUAAAGGCGUGGGGGCUACCAGGCUGGGGAUCGAUUCAACGGAUCCAACUUCACCCAACGAAAGCUCGCGGACGCUGGGUCUGUGUAUCCAGUAGCGGCAGCCAGGGCAACGAGAUCACUACCUGGGAUAUCGAAAAGUUCUGCUGUCGUGAAGUCUUCCAGUCGACUCCUCUCAGCACGAACGAAAGCACCUCGAACGGGACUGGACAGCGUAGCUCUAAGGGGGCCAACGCUCGACCACGCCGGUUCAACCUCCGAGGCGUGGAACCAUGGCCUGUUGACGAAGACCGACCGGAAGGUAUGUUGAGUCGCUUCGCGACCAGUCAACCUGGCCCAGUAGGCCCAGAGAGCAGCAAGGACCCUACACUUCCAUCAAACAACACCCCUGGAGAUCGACAGGGCACAUGGAUCUUUACCUCUGGUCUCAACGUCCCCGAGAAUGACAAGGGGUCCAGUAAGUGCGGGUUCAUUGUGUCCGCGGGGUGUGAUCGAAAGAUCCGCUUUUGGGACCUGGCACGUAUUGAGCACUCGAUGAUUGUGAGCGGCCUGGACAAUGUGUCUGAUGGGAAUGGGACAAGUACUCGGCCUCGAUAUGAGGUGUCUCAGCCUAUCCCCAACCUCGUGGUGACGACGGAGCAAAUCCCUUCCACUUCUAGUGGUAGCGGGGCGAGUGCGGCUGGCAAGAAGGGGGCUGGACCGCGACCCCCGCGCAGUACGGUGAUUAGCCUGCAGCAGCAAAUGCUUCUCAAGAGCCAUCUUGAUAUUAUACAGGAUGUGGCUGUGUUGCGACAGCCGUAUGGGAUGAUCGUGAGUGUGGAUCGGGCGGGAAUGAUUUAUGUCUUUAGAUGA
Messenger RNA from Penicillium manginii, 4836 nucleotides. Its product is annotated as ubiquitin-binding serine/threonine protein kinase VPS15. NCBI's taxonomy places the organism in Eukaryota, Fungi, Ascomycota, Eurotiomycetes, Eurotiales, Aspergillaceae. Gene Ontology annotation, cellular component: nucleus-vacuole junction; phosphatidylinositol 3-kinase complex, class III, type I; phosphatidylinositol 3-kinase complex, class III, type II. Gene Ontology annotation, molecular function: protein serine/threonine kinase activity; ATP binding; protein binding. Gene Ontology annotation, biological process: macroautophagy; late endosome to vacuole transport; protein phosphorylation. The transcript has 3 exons. Bases 1 to 4836 code for a protein of 1611 amino acids. The record is from RefSeq and is a predicted model, not a curated record.